AUGAUGAAGAUCUGCGGAAUUGGAGCUGGGUAUGUAGGGGGUCCUACAAUGGCUGUGAUUGCCCUCAAAUGUCCCUCAAUUGAAGUGGCUGUGGUUGAUAUCUCUCACUCUCGCAUAUCAGCUUGGAACAGCAAGAACCUACCCAUAUAUGAGCCAGGCCUAGAAGAAGUGGUGAAGCAGUGUAGAGGAAGGAACCUAAUAUUCAGCACUGAUGUAGAAAAGCAUGUGCACGAGGCAGACAUAAUUUUUGUUUCAGUGAACACUCCAACAAAAACUAGAGGGCUUGGAGCUGGCAAAGCUGCAGACUUGACUUAUUGGGAGAGUGCAGCUAGGAUGAUUGCUGACGUUUCGAAGUCAAACAAGAUUGUUGUUGAGAAAUCCACUGUCCCAGUCAGAACAGCUGAGGCAAUUGAGAAAAUUCUAACACACAAUAGCAAAGGCAUUAGAUACCAAAUUUUGUCAAAUCCUGAGUUUCUUUCUGAGGGAACUGCCAUUCAGGACCUUCUAAAUCCUGACAGGGUUCUGAUUGGAGGGAAUGAAGACCCUCAAGGCCAAGAAGCAAUUCAAAAGUUGAAGGGUAUAUAUGCCCAUUGGGUGCCUCAUGACAGAAUCGUAACAACCAAUCUUUGGUCAGCUGAACUUUCCAAGUUAGCUGACAAUGCCUUCUUGGCCCAAAGGAUUUCAUCUAUCAAUGCAAUGUCAGCUUUAUGUGAGGCCACUGGGGCAGAAGUUUCACAAGUUUCUCAUGCUCUAAGCAAAAACACCAAACUAGGGCCUAAAUACCUUAAUGCUAGUGUUGGUUUUGGUGGCUCUUGUUUUCAAAAGGACUUGCUCAACUUGGUUUAUAUAUGUGAGAGUAAUGGCCUAAUGGAAGUGGCAAAUUACUGGAAAGAAGUGAUUAAGGUGAAUGACUACCAAAAGGGUAGGUUUGUGAACAGGGUUGUGACAUCCAUGUUCAACACAGUUUCAGGUAAGAAGAUUGCAAUUUUGGGGUUUGCCUUCAAGAAAGACACCGGUGACACUAGGAAAACUCCUGCAAUUGAUGUUUGCAAAGGACUUUUGGGAGAUAAUGCAUGUUUGAGCAUAUAUGAUCCCAGGGUUACUGAGGAGCAGAUUCAAAAAGAUUUGUCAAUGGAUGGUGUUGAAUGGGACCAUUCCACUACUGUGAAACAGGUUAAUGUUGUUGGUGAUGCCUAUGAGGCAACUAAAGAUGCUCAUGGUAUGUGCAUUCUUACUGAGUGGGAUGAGUUCAAGAUUAUUGAUUAUGAAAAAGUAUUUGACAAUAUGCAGAAACCAGCAUUUGUGUUUGAUGGUAGAAACAUGUUGAAUGUUGACAAGUUGAGGGAGAUUGGAUUCAUUGUAUACUCAAUUGGGAGGCCAUUAGACAAGUGGCUGAAGAACAUGCCUCAGCAUGCAUGA
Molecule: messenger RNA, 1419 nt
Organism: Abrus precatorius (Indian licorice)
Lineage: Eukaryota; Viridiplantae; Streptophyta; Magnoliopsida; Fabales; Fabaceae
Product: UDP-glucose 6-dehydrogenase 1-like
Exons: 1
Coding region: 1-1419 (472 amino acids)
Biological process (GO): glycosaminoglycan biosynthetic process
Cellular component (GO): cytosol; nucleus
Molecular function (GO): UDP-glucose 6-dehydrogenase activity; NAD binding
Source: RefSeq, a predicted model, not a curated record